Messenger RNA from Hyposmocoma kahamanoa, 5170 nucleotides. RefSeq names its product protein wings apart-like (gene wapl). Gene Ontology annotation, biological process: regulation of chromosome condensation. Bases 369 to 4358 code for a protein of 1329 amino acids. The record is from RefSeq and is a predicted model, not a curated record. Lineage: Eukaryota; Metazoa; Arthropoda; Insecta; Lepidoptera; Cosmopterigidae. The transcript is spliced from 14 exons.
UCAUAAAUGCUUAAAUCAAUAGUAAUUAACUACCUUAAACAUUCAAACAAAUUCGGUAGCUAUGAUGACGAUUAUGCAAAAGUGGCGCAUUAUUUAUCAGUGAAAUAAUAGUGUGUAUGCGUUUGUGGGAAAAGUACUUCGCUCCUGUAAAAAUGGCGGGUGUGUUAUCUUGGGUUGUUUUCGUUUCGUUAAGAGAAAGUCAUAGAUUGAUUACCAAACGUUCGUCGUAAAACUUGAAUUGUGACUAACUUAGCCUCGUCUUAUCAUUACGUACUCCGAGGCGGCAUGUGCUGCGUGCUGUUUUGACAUUUGAAGUGAUUGAUUUAUAACGGAGUGCAAGUGUCAUCGCUUUUGAUGAAAUUAUCAGUAUGUCGCGCUGGGGCAGAGGCCGAAGCGGCAGUGUGGCCGUACCGCUGGACAGUGCCCUCUUUAGAGAGAACAGUAAUUGCCCUUCAGCGGCACGCUCCGCAGGAACCGUUGGCAAGUGGGGCAUCACCAGUUUUACAUCGAUCAGAAGCGCGCCCUACGCAUUUUCAAGUAAUGUCAAGAAGCCUGUACAAGAUCAAAACAGUCCACUGACAGUACCAGCAGUUGAGACUGAGCAACCUCCACCAAAACCUAAAAAGUUUUUUAAAUCUCGCAAUGCUGAGCUUUAUCCUCCAGUUCCACAAAUUACAUAUGCCCCUCCAGUACCUGCUGCACCAUUAUCUCCAGAACAUCCUUCUAAUAGCAAAGAAAAGAAAACUACAAAAAGAAGUAGAGCUUAUACUAGAGAUUCAUCAUCACCUGAGUUACCACGUAAAAGUUUUGAGAAAACUAAAAAUAAGAAAAAUUCAGUGGCCACAAAGGCCUCCAGAAAGGAAGAGACACCAGCUGAAAAUACUCAACCUCCAAAUAAACGUUACCUUGUUCGCAAUCGUGAUAAAGUAAUUAACUAUGCAGAGGAUGGGAGUAACAGCCCAAUACCGGACUUCAGCCGAUAUGAACCUUCACCACUUCAAUCUAAAGUGUCAUCACCUAAAGUGAGUCCUUUAGUGCCAAGCCCUACACCAGGCCCUGCUAAAGUAGAUGUUGCAAGUCCUUCCACAAGUAAAGAAGCUAGUGAAGAGCGUAAACCGCCUCCAAUUGUGCUUAGGAUAUCAAAGGGAACAUCUAGAAUUGUCAGUACUGAUUCAAAUGAAGGGUUCACAUCACCUAGUUCUGAUAGACAUUCAUCCAUGGACACACAUUCAGAUAUUGGGUCUGACCAUAAAAAGAGUCCUGCAAUGGAAACAAUAUGUUCACCAAAACAUGAAGGACUGAAAAUUACAAUUAAAUGCGCAGGGCUCAAUCAAGAUGAAAAGAAACGAGAGAAAAAGAAAGACAAAAAAGAACAUAAGUCCCACAAGAAACAUCAUAAAAAUUCUGAUGAUGAGCCAUUAAAGAAACCCAGCUCACCUCAACCUGGAUCAGAUGCUUAUGAUCUUUAUAAGACUCUAGCAUCUCCAGCACGUGAGGAAUCCAAAAACAAGCAGCAAACUGAAGAUGAAAUAGAAUCACAACUAGCCAAGUUGGACUCUACACAUGCAUCUCCAAGAUUAGAAGUGCAACCACAAGAACCUCUACCAGAGCCAAAGCCUCCUGAAAACACCACUGGAAGGUCAAGACGAAAUAGGCCAAACAUUAACUACAGUGAAAACGAUGAUUAUCUAGAUGCCAUCACAAACAAAACAGUCCAAAGUAAGCAUGGAACGAAAACAGUGAGUGAUAUUAAGAAAGAAGGCAAAAGAGGAAGGAAAAAGCAUGAAGCAGCUAUAGCUGAAGCUGCUGCUGCAGAAGUGCAACAGGAAGCUGAGAAACAAAUAGAAUCUCAAGUUGAAAAGGGUGACUUGAUUGACAUACUUUCUGGUUCAGACACGGGGAUACCACAGGAAAGUCACAAAAAGCCCCAUAAGAAGCAGAAACACAAAAAUGUGCAGAGUAAACAUCCUAGUCCGGAUUAUAAUACUCCAGCUUUGCAAGAACCACAAGUUUCUGAAGAUAAUGAAACCGAGGAACAGCCUGAAGAACAUGAUCAGGAUGAUUCUCAAGAAGAAAUUCAAUCGGACAGAGUUUUGCGAGAUGUAAACGUUGAAGACACACCGAAUCUUGCACAACUGAACACCCAGUCAUCAGAUUCUGCUUACAACAGUUGUCCUAAUGAAUACUCAGAAGAAGAACUGCAUAAGCAAAAUGAAGAUGUGUUUAAAUCUCCACAUGAUGUAGGUGAUGACAAUCACAGUGAUGACAAACCAAGUGUCAAGUUAGUAAUUACUAAGAAAAAGGGCUCUAUCUUCAAAAGUAAGUCAUUGGUAAAUGAUAACCCGUCACCACUGCCUGCUAGAAAACGACGACAUCUUUACAGACAUGAAUGGAAUGAUAAAGGCAAUGAAACACCAAGGCCAGAACAGCCAGAACAAAUAGAGGUCAGUAACCCAGUCAGUCAAGUGCCAGAGGAAUUAACAAGAGUCACAAAAUACCGCACUCCUGAUUUAGUGGUUGAUGGUCCCGAGACCACAGAAAGCAUUAAGCCAUAUACAAGUGUCAAGUGUGCUAAGGAGGCUAAAGAGUUCUACACAGUAGUGAGGAAUGUUAAGAAAGCCCACCAAAUUCAAGAAAUUGGAGAAUUCCAGGAGUUUAAUGAUGAUGUUGAAUAUCUUUUAGAUAAUUUACAGGAUAACAACCCAAUUUCCACCCGUUGCCUGUCAGCCAUCACGCUGGCGAGCAAGUGCACGGCGCCGGCGUUCCGCAUGCAUCUGCGGGCCCACGGAACCGUACAAAAGUUCUUCAGCGCGUUGCACGAUGCUACUAACGAUCAGAGUCUGGGCCUGUGUACAGCGACGGUGAUGUUCGUGCUGUCGCAGGAUCGCCUCAACAUGGAUCUCGACCGCGAGUCGCUCGAGCUCAUGUUGAACUUACUAGAGUCUGACGUGUCACAUAAAAACGCCCUCGACGAUUGCGGGUUGACAUCAGCGCAGCUGGCCAAGACGCAGGAGCGGGUGCGGGAAUUGUGUGCCGAAAUCAAGAGUCAAGGGAAAGCUACGCAUUUGGACUUAGAUAAUAUCACUGUGGGGCAUUUAGCCAUGGAGACCCUCCUAUCGCUGACGUCAAAACGAGCCGGGGAGUGGUUCAAAGAAGAACUACGUGUAUUAGGUGGAGUGGACCAUAUUGUGCGCACCAUUCAAGAUUGUGAAAGCAAGCUGGAGUCUCCCGCAAACUCGUGGACUGACGCGCAAAUCGAUAUACUGAGGAAAGCAGACAGGUGUAUGCGCGUGUUGGAAAAUGUGACGCAACAAAAUGAAGACAACCAAAUGUACUUACUGAACGGACCUCUCGGCGCGGCGCGCACGCUGGCAGCACUGCUGCGACGUUGCGCCAGCGAGGCGCGAAACGACCAUCCGGUCCCACUGCGUACUGCAUUACUGGACGCCGCACUGCCGGCCAUCAAAGUCCUCGUCAACUUAUCGCACUCCUUUGGGAACACUGGUUCGCUCGGCGCGCAGGUUGUGGGCGAGCAACCAUCCGUCAUGGAAAUUUGCCUCAUCAUCCUCAACAACCAGGGCAACUUAAUUCCUGACAAUAGGAAUUUUGAAUUCUGUGUUUGCGUACUGAUGCUGUUAAUUAAUCUGGUGCAAAACAACGACGUGAAUACACAACGACUGCUCAGCUUGCGUAUUCGCGUUGACAACGAGGACGACAUUAUUUCACGCAGUCUGCCCGCAUUGGACCUUAUUGUAGAUUUGUUCUAUAAGCGAGAAGACCUUGCCAGGCGAGCUGAAGAGAAUACGGAUGCGCUUUUAGAUGGUGCGAAGGAUAAGGACAAGAAGAAACCAUCGCAAGACGAUAUUGAUGAAACUGUUGCUAAGUUGCUAGCCCGAGCGGGCACGCAUAUGGAGCACACCAUGGUGGGCGCAUACAUGGCGUUGCUACUGGGCCACAUGGCAGUGGUGUCCCCGGCGCACGCCAAAGCCGUCCGCGUGCUGCUACCCUCGUACGCGCCGCUGCUGCCCACCCUCAAGAAGUACUUCACCUUCCUCUCGCUUACUGCCAGUGCCGAAGCAGCAAUAGUAGCUCACGUCAAACAAACGCAGCGGAUAAUCGAUUUUAUGGCGUCGAGCGACAAAGAAGACGAGGAAGGCCCGUCGCAGCCCCCACCGGAGCCCGCUGCUGCCGCCGCCGCCCCUUACACUGCCUAUCCCUCCCACUAUUACAACACCUCCCCUUCCGACGUCCCUCAGGACAUGUCCCUUAGCAACCUUAACUAUAGCAUGAAUUACAGUCAUAGCACCUCUAGUUCGGAAAGAAUGUCCUCCUCAAUGGAAGUCGAUGGAUAUCACUGAAACUGGACUAAAGGUAUCUAUUUCCUUAUCUUCCCGCAAGUCUGUAUGAAUUCAAGACCUUUGACGUUUAGUUCGUGAGCCGGCAAUAGAGAAACUUACCUCGUGGUGUUUUACAGGUUUUGUUAAUUUUACAGCGACAGUCCAAUAUCAGAAAAUAUUUUUUCCGCAUAAUGCGAGAAGAACCAAAGUAUCUUAAUCGCAAGUCAUAAACAAAUUAGUAUCAAGAGGCGAACCUUGAAUUGGUCAUAUUGCGUUUUUUUUUUUGAUAUCAUUGUAAAGCAAAAUUAUUUUACUGGUUCUGUAAAUGAAGGAAUGGAUGAGUUCAACUAAUUUAGCAAAUUUUAAUAAAUUAAAAAUUACUUAUCAUUACUACAGACUUGUUGAUGCCUCGCAAUCAAAGCAAAGCCUAUACUUACGUAUCAGUGCCGACACGUGACGAUCAUUGCGGUAGCGUCUUAGAUUAUGGAAACUAAAGGACAUGUUAUGUUGACAUAUAUAAAUCAGACGUUCUAUGUAUAUGAUGCAUUUCGACGUUGAAAACAUAAACAUGUUACUGUCUUUGUUUAACUAUUGCGUGCCGUCUUAAGCCAAAAGAGAUAGCAUUAGCAUUAUAUUGGUCUAUGUCAAACACGAGAAUCGAAAAUACGUAACGUCACCUUAAAUGCCAACCAUCAAUACGGUUGUCAAAGAUAAGUACAUCAAAUGUCAAAACAAAUGUUUUUCCAAGUGUUUUUUUGAAUUAUUUGCAUGUAUUGUAAUAAAAUGGACAAAAAUAUUGACAAUGAGAACAAUUAAGUAUUAAUAAAAAUUCG